Messenger RNA from Orbicella faveolata, 2400 nucleotides. Its product is annotated as coiled-coil domain-containing protein 77-like. NCBI's taxonomy places the organism in Eukaryota, Metazoa, Cnidaria, Anthozoa, Scleractinia, Merulinidae. The record is from RefSeq and is a predicted model, not a curated record. Gene Ontology annotation, cellular component: centrosome.
CUGGCGGAAAUGUACCGAGAGCAAUGUAUUGGUUUAGAGGAUGAGCUCGCAAGAAUAAGGGAGCGGACUGAUGUUAGUGAGGACAUUUUCAAGGAGAGAACAGAGAAGAUGAGUAAAAGAUUGGCCUUGAUGAAUACCAGAUAUGAAAACUUGGAGAAAAGGAGAGCAUUGGAAGUUGAGGGGUUUAAAACUGAUAUUAAGAUGCUCAGGGACAAGCUGAAGAAUGUUGAGAAACAGUUAUUCAAAGUGACGGUUAACAUGGGAGAUGAUUACGAUGAACAAGUGCUUAGAAAUGUUCGACACACUGCAGGAAGGUCAAAGAAACUUGUCGGUGAACUUCACAAUCUUAAGGCCAAGAUUUAUUCUUUAGAGAAUGAUGUUAGACAUAUGGGAUAAUGUGAUUGGAGCAUUUUGUGGCAAUUCUAAAUACUGUUAAUACGUUAACCAACAUUAGUCUUCAUAUAAUGACAUGGUCUUAUUCAACCUCAUUUUUGAAAUGUUUACUAAUAAAUUGUACUGUCUACCCUUUUAAAUGGUGAGAAUAUUUUAUUUUUUUUGGUGUAAAAUCACCCUUAAUUAAUGUAUCUACAUGUAUGUACUAAUUUCUAUUGCUUCUUAUUUUUGCUUCCAACAUGAUUUUACUUGUUGGUUGAUAUGAAAAUUUUCUCUUAACAUUUAUAAGGAAACUUCGUUUUUUUUUUAAGGAUCCUUGUUGUUAGAUGCAGUGGGUCAGGCAUGACUGUUUUCUGUUAUCGUGAUAUUCUCAUUUUAUUGAAUGAAUAGGGAAAUAGGCUGUGCAGCUUGCCUACAUUUCACUUUCUGUAAAUAGUAUUUAGUUGGGACAGUAUCAUUUGUGUAUUAUGUAAUUUUAUACAAAAGGCAGCUUAAUGUGUUGUAAGUUUUCAGGAUGGCAAAUUAAAACACAUUUUGAAAGGAUCUGAGAGGUUACAAGUCAUUCAUUCAAUUGGCACCAUCACUUAAAAAAGUGUAACAUGUAUCCUUUGAACUUCAUGUUGCAUCGCAAGUUCAAAACAUUGUUGCCCAUUUCUCUAAAGCCCUGGAAACCUUUUGGGCCUGCAAAGCCAUUUUUAGUUAAUCUGUAUUCAUCUAAAAACAGAGGUGUAUACACCUGAAAUUUAUUGUAUGGUAAACCUUUGUUCAUAUUAAGUGUAUGUGAAUAAAACAGCUCCAUAAUCAUAAGGUUUGAUAUUUUGCUAUGGCUUUUGGGAUGAGAAAACUUUUUGGGACCUUCAAGAAACGGGCCCCAGGUUGGAGGUCACAUAUUGAACAAGCCCUACUUAACUUUGUGCAACAUGUUGCACUAAGUUGCAACACACAAAGUAAUCUGUGCCCCCACACUUGAUUUAGUUUUUGAGAAGUCCCACAUUUUUCUCAAGGUGACUGUUGAUCACAGACCUCUGUUGAAAUGGCUUUUUCUCAGGCCGUUGCACACACUAUUGGUUUCACUCACAGAUUCAAAAGUGAUCCCGUGAUGACGAUGAAUUUCAAGUUUGAUGAGUGAAUCUUUCCUUGGGGAAGGUGCUCCAGUUUGUUUACAAGUUUGUUGCAGAGGUUUGCACUUUCAAGCCAGGUACAAUUCAAGAUAUGUUACGGAGAAGAGUUCGACAGAUGCAAAAUCCAUUGCAUUGAUAAGAUUUGACUUGAACUUGCUACUUUUGAGUAAUUUGCGACAGCUGUGCUGCAAACUGUAGCCAAGAGAUGUUUGUUAUCACAUAAUCACUUUUUUUGAAUCCGCGUCUGAAACCAAUGGUGCAUGCAAAGGCCUGAAAAAAAGCCAUUUCAACAAAAGUCUGCAAUCAGUAGUAGCUGAAGUUCAAAGCAGCAGGUUCCCAAAAUUGCCAUAGCAGUCAAAAUUUACCUAAUUUGGUCAACCUGGCAAUUUUGUUGUAACCAUUGAUUCUACAGCAAACAAGAUAAAAUAAUUAUUAUGAUCCACUACCAAUUAAAUAGCUUUGAAACCUUUUAUUGAAUUCAUAACCCUAAUUAAUUACUCAUUAAAGCUACUAUAAACAAUUUCUUUGGCUGAACAGGUCAUAACCUAAUAUAAUAAUAACUAUAAUCUAGGAAAUCCUCAUUCGAUUAUGUACAGGCUUAAAAUAGAAGAUCUCUGCAAAAAUAGAAUACUGUCAACAAUCUUGCUUGGUAACAAUACUUAUUAUAUGGUUAACUCUGCAAAUGGGCAAGAUAAACUUAAUCCUGAACUAGCUGGCCCAAGCAGGCAAGACAGCUAUCAUGCCCACUCCAGAUUACUGCUGUAUCUCGCAAGAAAGUGGUGACCUAUAUGUCAUUACCCUGCAAGCAGCGCCCUUCGAUCUUCCUAGAAAAAUUGCAAAUCCUUCCUCUUGAAAGACACUCUGCUCACAGGGUAGUAUGUCAUAA